GAAUCUUGUUCGGUAUCACUAGCAACAUCUGUCGCAAAAAUUGAAUAUACUCCAGCAUUUGUGGGACCGCGAGAUAUUAUCAAAGUUAUUGAAGAUUUGGGAUAUUCGGCAGCAGUGGCAAGCCAUGAUGAACAACUGAAAAGACUUGAUCAUUCUGCUGAAGUAGCGAAAUGGCGUACAGCGCUACUGGUAUCGUUAAUAUUCGGUAUCCCAGUGAUGGCCAUUAUGAUUUAUUUUCACUGGUUUCGUCAUACCUCAAUGCAUCCCGAAGCACAGACCCCAGUAUUCACUGCUGCACUCAGUCUUGAUAAUCUCGUUUUAUUUCUUUUAUGCACACCUGUUCAAAUUUUUGGUGGCCAGUAUUUUUAUGUGCAAAGUUGGAAAGCACUGAAGCAUGGUACAGCGAAUAUGGAUGUUCUGAUUGUGCUUGCAACAACUAUUUCAUAUGCUUAUUCAGUUGCUGUUCUUAUUGCUGCAAUUGCUUUCAGGUGGCCGAGCAGCCCAAUGACGUUUUUCGAUGUGACACCCAUGCUUAUUACAUUUGUUGCUCUUGGCCGAUGGUUAGAGCAUAAAGCCAAAGGCAAAACAUCGGAGGCUUUGAGUAAGCUGAUGUCAUUGCAAGCAAAAGAAGCAACGCUAGUGACGAGGGAUGAAGACGGCCGAAUUCUCACAGAACGAAGUAUCGAUGUCGAAUUGGUUCAAAGAGGUGAUUUGCUAAAAGUUCUCCCGGGUGCCAAAAUUCCUGUCGACGGGACAGUUGUGGAUGGAAAAAGCGCAGCUGAUGAAUCGUUCGUGACCGGUGAAUCAAUGCCUGUUGUUAAACGACAAGGUAACACAGUGAUUGGUGGAUCAGUAAACCAGAACGGAGCACUACUCAUACAGGCUACACAUGUUGGCCAGGAAACAACUCUGGCUCAAAUAGUUCGGCUCGUUGAAGAAGCACAAACAUCAAAGGCACCAAUUCAACAAGCAGCUGAUCGAAUCGCUGGCUUUUUUGUACCACUGGUUAUUGGAUUAGCAACACUGACACUUCUUGUCUGGGCAUUUGUGGGAUUCUAUGUGAUCGAUAUCGAAUAUAAAGAUAGAACAACACGACUGGAAGCAACACUGAAGCGUGCUUUCGAAGCAGCAAUCACAGUACUGGCCAUUGCUUGCCCAUGUUCACUGGGACUGGCAACACCAACUGCAGUAAUGGUUGGUACAGGCAUUGGCGCCGUUAAUGGUAUACUGAUUAAAGGCGGUGAACCACUAGAAAUGGCUCAUAAGGUGACCACAGUUGUUAUGGAUAAGACGGGUACUGUGACAGAAGGUCGUCCGCGCGUUUUUCGUAUAUAUACCGUUAUUGGCGAAAAUUGCAUGUCACUUUUCAAAAUGUUCGCAGCAAUUGGCUCGGCAGAAUCGAACAGCGAACAUCCACUUGCGAGUUCCAUUGCUUCAUUUGUGAAAGAGUGGCUAAAAACAGAAGAAUGGGCGACGGUACAGCGAUUUCGCGCUUCUGCUGGAAACGGCAUUUCUUGCGAAGUAACAAAAAUCAAUGACAUGUUGCGUAAUGCAAGCCAAGAAAAGAUUGACACAUCCAUCAAGUUGGCCAGUGGUCAAGUGAUUCUGACCAGAAAAGCGCAUUUUGGUAAG
Gongylonema pulchrum is the source of this 1632-nucleotide messenger RNA. The record is from the annotation of a GenBank genome assembly. NCBI's taxonomy places the organism in Eukaryota, Metazoa, Nematoda, Chromadorea, Rhabditida, Gongylonematidae.